AUGUCAAAAAUCGGAAAAGAAAAUACAAUCGUGGCGGAAUCCGAAGAACAAGAUCGAGUCAUUUCAGGCGUCGGAGAAGAGGAUCAAGAUAGCGUCACGAAAGCGAGGCACUCGAAUGUUAGGUACAGCAGAAACAUGACGAUCGAGCAGCUGUUGGAGAGUUUGAAAAAAUUAACGGGACCAGGAGCAGAGGAUGAAAGGAAGCGAAGAGUGAUGGUGUACACGCAGAGGGAAAAAAAUCCGAGGCGGGAGGCCAAAGACCAAGCUUGGAGUAAGGAGAGGAAAGCCAGAGCGGAGAUGACCCAAAUCCGGCAGCAGGCUAGACUUGCAGAGAAGAAAGCUAAAUUGGAAGUAAAGAAGGCAGAGGUUCAAACCAAGGAGGCAAAGGCUCAAGCCAAAGAGGCAGAGGCUCAAGCAAAGGAGGUAGCAAAGAAGGCCAGGAUGGCAGUGUUAGAUGCUAGGGAGAUGGGUUUCCAAACUCCAAUUGAGAGGAAAGAGCUAAAGAAAAUCGCAAAAUGGGGGCGAUACAAGGCUCGAAAGGAGGCAAAUAGCAAGAGUAAUUGCAAUAUGGUGGAACCGAGGGAGGAGGCAGAUGUUGAUACGAUGAAGACGGGUGAGGAGGUUGAAGGCGCAACGUUUCAGCUUCCUAUCAGGGAGAAAUGA
Sclerotinia sclerotiorum 1980 UF-70 is the source of this 663-nucleotide messenger RNA. RefSeq lists its product as hypothetical. The record is from RefSeq and is a predicted model, not a curated record. Lineage: Eukaryota; Fungi; Ascomycota; Leotiomycetes; Helotiales; Sclerotiniaceae. The coding region runs from base 1 to 663 and encodes 220 amino acids. The transcript has 3 exons.